AGAAAGAGAGAGUAGUCCAGGGGUGGUGAACCUUGGGAGACAGUCCCACUCCUCUCCAUAUCCUUCACUUUUCCAAAAACAGCAACUUGCUUGUCAGCAAUCAAUGCCCCACUUGAAUACGAAAUUCACUGAAUCCAACCGUUGGCUCUCCUCUGAUAUAACAUUAUUAUCAAAACAAGCAAGUAAUCUUCUUUUUAUGAAUCAUUAAUAGCAGGGCUUGGGGGUUAGAGUUGUGUGUUUGUUUUCAGAUAAUGGGGGUGGUGUGUUCUGUCUUUGCUGUUGCUGCCUGAUUUGGAAGCCCUUAACAUUUUUGCAAUCUUCAUCUCCGCCAGCAGCGAAAGCCAGUCGAGGCAUCGUAGUUGGUUUUUUUGAGGAAAGUUUCACCGUAAAGAUACUGGAGACAACUGCCAGUGCCAGUUAUCCAGAUAAUUAGUUACAGUGUUUGAAUCUGCUUUACAUUGUAGGAAUGGAGAUCCAAGAAGCUGCUCUGAUAGUUGAGUUUGUGAGGUUUUAACAUCUCUAGUGUUAGUGGUGCCUGAAGCCAUAACAGAAUAGCAUCAUUUUAUAUUUUGAAUUUGCGUUCAAUCUGUACCAGUAAAUUACUUUCUGGGUUGGAGAAGAAAAGUCUGAUCUUUCAGAUGGAAUUGCAAGAAAUUAAUCAAUUCCCACUGGAAGAAAUUUCUGGAAUUGGCAUUGGGUUUUUGUAAUCUUGACAAAUUGGGAACAUCUUAAAUGCGUAUUGAAGUUCCUGAAUCGGAUCUAAGACUGCCAAGAGGAAUCAUAAAUCUUGAAGAACAUUGUUCAAGCGGCAUUAUGGAUGUGAGAUCGAGGAAGGUUUCCAUGACAGCAACUACUAAGAAAACCGGUACUACUAAUCAUCACAAUCACCAUCAUGAUUAUCCUCAUGUGAUAGGAGGGAAGAAGAUGGAAUUGCAUCGAACCCUAUUGUCGCAUAGGAGCGGCAAGAGAUUGAUUCCAGCAAGUUAUAUCAGUUUGGAGUCGUUGCUUUUGCUAAUAUGUUUAACAGCUUCAUUGUUGAUCCUCCCAUUGAUUCUUCCACCUUUGCCGCCUCCACCUUUCAUGCUACUUCUGGUUCCUGUGGGGAUAUUUGUGGUGCUCAUGAUCCUGGCUUUCAUGCCUUCUAAUGUUAGGGACAUUACUUAUGCAUAUGUGUAAUUGGUGUACUUAUGUCUACUUACGCACCUUCUUCAUACCAGUUUUUUGUAAUUUAUUGUUGUCGUCUAGUGUUGAAAGAGGAAGAAAUAGUUCUUUUAUUUCUUUUA
Molecule: messenger RNA, 1283 nt
Organism: Tripterygium wilfordii
Lineage: Eukaryota; Viridiplantae; Streptophyta; Magnoliopsida; Celastrales; Celastraceae
Product: ARGOS-like protein
Exons: 2
Coding region: 733-1176 (147 amino acids)
Biological process (GO): positive regulation of organ growth
Source: RefSeq, a predicted model, not a curated record